AAAAUAAGAGAAAUUGGAAUUGUUCAUAGAUAUACUAUACAAUGUGUAUUACCAGUCAAUAUGCUCAAUGAAAAAAUAUUCAUUAUAUUAUGGUUUUGGUUUGUUUAUGUAAUAUUAGAUAACAUAAUUGAGUUUUUGAUUAUUAUAAAACAGAUUAUCGAUAAACGUGGUAAAUUACAAUAUAUUAAACGUUUAUGUAAUAUUAAUAAUGGUAGAACAGAUAUAUCAUCAGAUAAUAACGAUAUUGAGCAACGUAUUAUUCAAAAAUUCACAUUCAAUUACUUGAUGGGUGAUGGUUUUUUCAUUAUACGUCUAUUAAGUAAAAAUGUCAGUGAAAUGGUAGCAGCAGAUGUUGUGGCAAAUAUUUUUAAAAAUUUUCGAGAAAAAGAAAAGGAAGACGAACGGCAACGAGAUGCUACACAUAUGGAAGAAUUAGAAGAAUCAUAA
Molecule: messenger RNA, 447 nt
Organism: Didymodactylos carnosus
Lineage: Eukaryota; Metazoa; Rotifera; Eurotatoria; Philodinida; Philodinidae
Source: the annotation of a GenBank genome assembly